This is a messenger RNA of Doryrhamphus excisus (bluestripe pipefish), 3497 nucleotides long. It is a transcript of the gene parp1, whose product is annotated as poly (ADP-ribose) polymerase 1. Gene Ontology annotation, biological process: protein poly-ADP-ribosylation; double-strand break repair. Gene Ontology annotation, molecular function: zinc ion binding; NAD+ poly-ADP-ribosyltransferase activity; NAD binding. NCBI's taxonomy places the organism in Eukaryota, Metazoa, Chordata, Actinopteri, Syngnathiformes, Syngnathidae. The record is from RefSeq and is a predicted model, not a curated record. Gene Ontology annotation, cellular component: nucleus; nucleolus.
UGUGCAAGUAAACACGCGGGAUUGUGCGGCUCUGAUUGUUGUCAUCCUUCGAAAGUUUGUCUCAUUGUCUGUCUUUGAAAUUUGGCUUUGAAAGUUAGUGAAAAUGGCGGACUCUCAGAACGACAAGCUGUACAAAGCUGAAUACGCUAAAAGCGGCCGUGCGUCGUGCAAGAAGUGCAAAGAAAACAUAGCUAUCAACUCGCUGAGAAUGGCUAUCAUGGUGCAGUCGCCCAUGUUUGACGGGAAGGUCCCACAUUGGCAUCACUUUUCCUGCUUCUGGCUGAGAGCAGCAGCUCAGUCCACCGCCGACAUCGCCGGCUUUUCCGACCUUCGCUGGGAAGACCAGGAGAAAGUCAAGAAGGCUAUCGAAGGUGGUGGAGCAGCUACAGGAGGAAAAGGGGAACAGAAAGGUGCAGCUAAAGGAGAGAAGACGCUGAAUGGCUUUGCGGUGGAAUAUGCCAAAUCGAACCGCAGCACUUGCAAAGGUUGUGAGUUGAAGAUACAAAAGGAUUUGAUCCGUGUGUCGAAUAAAACGGUGGACCCAGAAAAGCCCCAACUGGGCCUGAUCGACCGCUGGUACCACACGGCAUGCUUUGUGAGCCGUAGGGAGGAGUUGGACUUCAAGCCCGAGUACAGCGGUGCUCAGCUGAAGGGUUUCAACAUGUUGCGGGCAGAGGACCAGGAGGAGCUUAAAAAGAGGCUCCCUGCCGUCAAAUCAGAAGGAAAGCGCAAAUGUGAAGAAGUGGAUGGAGUCUCGAAGAAACAGAAGAAGGCGGAUGAGGAGGAGAAAAAAAAGUUGGAGGAGCAGUUGAAGGAGCAAAGUAAGCUGAUCUGGGGAAUUAAAGACAAGCUGAGGAAGUUUUGUUCAGUCAAUGACAUGGAGGAGCUUCUUUUCGCUAAUAACCAAAGGGCUCCCUCAGGGGAAUCAAAUGUGGUGGACAGCUUGGCUGAUGCCAUGGCCUUUGGUGCUCUUGAGCCAUGCAAGGAGUGCUUCGGCCAGCUCGUAUUCAAAGGGGAUGCAUAUUACUGCACGGGGGACAUCUCAGCUUGGACAAAGUGUGUGUUCAAAACGACAAAGCCCGAACGCAAAGACUGGGUCAUGCCCAAGGAAUUCCAUGAAGUUCCCUUCUUAAAAAAGUUUAAGUUUAAACGACAGGACAGACUUUACCCAAAGGAAACCCCUUCUCAAACCACGCCUGCAGUCAAAGCUGAACCUCUGGCAAGUGCCUCCAGCGCCCCCUCCUCCAAGCCACUCCCAGAGGGCGGACCCACAGAUAAACCUCUGACUGGUAUUAAACUGUUGACUGUGGGAAAGCUGGCCAAGAACAAAGACGACAUCAAGGCCGCCGUGGAGGAAAUGGGUGGCAAGAUUAUCAGCUCGGCCACAAAAGCCACACUCUGCAUUAGCACCAAGAAGGAAGUGGAGAAGAUGGGCAAGAAAAUGGAGGAAGUGAAGGACGCCGGCGUGCGCGUCGUGUCUGAAGAUUUCCUCACUGACAUCAAGUCGUCGGACAAAGCGCUCCAGGAGUUGAUCUCCUUGCACGCCAUCUCCCCCUGGGGAGCAGAGGUCAAAGCGGAGGCGCCGGCCCCAACUGCAGCCUCCAAGUCUGGAGCCAUGGCUUCCAAGAGCACGGGCAGAGUAAAGGAGGAGGAAGGUAGCAGCAAAACCAAGAAGAUGAAACUGACAGUCAAAGGAGGUGCUGCGGUGGAUCCAGACUCAGGUCUAGAGAACAGCGCUCAUGUGUUGGAGCAGAACGGGAAAAUGUACAGCGCCACAUUAGGUCUUGUGGACAUAGUCCGAGGAACCAACUCCUACUACAAACUGCAGCUGCUUGAAGACGACGUACAGAAAAGGUACUGGGUGUUCCGCUCAUGGGGCAGAGUGGGCACCACUAUCGGAGGCAACAAGCUGGACAAAUAUGGGGACAUGCACUCGGCGCUGAAGAACUUCCUGUCCGUGUACAGAGAAAAGACCGGCAACGAGUGGGGCUGCUCUGACUUCACCAAAUGCCCCAAUAAGUUCUACCCCCUGGAGAUCGACUACGGACAGGAUGAAGAAGCUGUGAAGAGGCUGACGGCCACCGCUGGCACAAAGUCCAAGCUGGCCAAACCUGUCCAGGACCUCAUUAAAAUGAUCUUUGAUGUGGAGAGCAUGAAGAAGGCCAUGGUGGAGUUUGAGAUUGACCUCCAGAAAAUGCCUUUGGGAAAACUGAGUAAGCGGCAAAUUCAGAGUGCUUAUGCUCUCCUCACUGAAGUUCAGCAGGCUGUGUCAGAUUGUGUAACCGAAGCCCAGAUUUUGGAUCUGUCCAAUCGCUUCUACACCCUGAUACCUCACGACUUUGGCAUGAAGAAACCCCCACUGCUCAACAACCUGGACUUUAUUCAAGCUAAAGUUCAGAUGCUGGACAACCUGUUGGACAUUGAAGUGGCUUACAGUCUGCUGAGAGGAGGGGCCCAGGACAAUGAGAGCGAUCCAAUUGACAUCAACUAUGAGAAACUCAAAACUCAGAUUGAGGUUGUGGACAAGUCCACACAGGAGGCAGAGAUCAUUAUGCAAUAUGUGAAGAACACACAUGCUGCCACGCACAACACCUAUACACUGGAAGUAGAAGAUAUUUUCAAAAUCAGUCGCGAGGGAGAGCGUCAGCGGUUCCGCCCCUUCGAGGAACUGCACAAUCGCCAGCUGCUGUGGCACGGCUCGCGUGCCACCAACUACGCUGGCAUCUUGUCUCAGGGUCUCCGCAUUGCCCCUCCGGAAGCACCCGUGACUGGUUACAUGUUCGGCAAAGGUGUGUACUUUGCUGACAUGGUGUCCAAGAGCGCAAACUACUGUCACACAUCACAGUCCAACCCUGUGGGACUUCUCCUGCUGGCUGAAGUUGCUCUCGGCAACAUGCAUGAGCUGAAAAAGGCCUCCCAUAUCACAAAAUUACCAAAGGGCAAGCAUAGUGUUAAAGGUUUGGGCAGAACUGCUCCUGAAUCGAGUGCUACUACCACUUUAGAUGGCGUAGAAGUGCCUCUGGGAAAAGGAACCCACACCAACAUUGAUGACACAAGCCUACUGUACAACGAAUACAUCGUGUAUGAUGUAGCCCAAAUAAACCUGAAGUAUCUCCUGAAGAUCAACUUUAAUUACAAAACUUCCUUGUGGUGAGAACACUCCUUGAGUUUGAUUCCCUGCGGCGAUACCCUCAGCUAAAGGAUUGAUGCUAAUCUCUUGUCACUUUAUGCGAUUUUUCAGCAGAUUUACUGUACUAGCGUUGCGUUUAUUCGGUACUUGCAUAUCCACUCGAGGAAGGUCAAAAACAACAUAGCAAACCUUUGAUUUUUAGGUAGAAAAGACAUAGGAGGAUAGAUUUGUAGGGAUUUGUGACCAACAGCCACAUAGUUACUCACUCCGCCCGCUUAGAAUACUGUAUUACAUGUAUUAGUAUAUAUUUGCAUUGUUUGUCUCUGCAGCUGUCUUCCCUUGCAAAAAUAAACAAUCUUUCUACAAA